GGAUGCUUACAGAUACAGCUUUGGUUUAAGUCCGUCAUGGUGGGCAUGUCAUUUCUCACGCGGAGCUCCUCCCCUGUUGCCGGAGCUCUGCACACUUUUCCCCCAAACCUUAUCAGCUUUGCAGAGCUCCUGCUGCAAGAGGGCUCCUCGUGGUGGAAUCUGUGGCUGAUGGAGCGGUGUCCAGCAGAUAUGUACGCAACUAGAAUCUGAAUUAGCAAAUGGUCAACUAGUUUCGGUGAGGAUAUUUGCUGCGGGCACGCAGGUCUGUGGAAGAUUGGCCACAGGACACUCCCAGAGGAAACCUCCUGAGGUCAGGUGACCAGGUAGCUGUGAUUACACCAUGUCAGAGGUCCUCCUGCCCAGUGGAACCUGGCAGUGAUUAGCGCUGAAGAGGAAGAUGUCUGCGUGCGGCAAAUUUGCUGACCACUUGUGGAAACCAGGCUCCUGCAAGAACUGCUUCCACCCCAGCAGUGCCCACCGUUCCAAUGGUGGUUUGGUCCAAGCCAAGGCCCGUGCAGACGCAGAUGAGGAUAACUGUGUGAACCUCUCCACCUCCUACUCAAAACCCACCAUCGCUGUCAGGCCCACUGUGAUGAACCCGGACACGUCAGACAUGUUGACGGAUGUCAACAUGAACACUGAACAGGAUAACCAGAAGUACGUAAUGGACAAGCUCAGCCUGAUGGAGAUGCUGGAACUUUCUCCCUUCUAUAGAGGCAAAAACGGCUGCAGCAGAUCGCUGAGAGAGGUUGUUAUGCAAAACGCCGCCUCUGGGAAAGUGGACUACUUUUGCAGGUUCUCCUGUGAUUCUCUGUCCUGCUCAGCCCACCAGCCCGAGACGCGGUUUGUCAGCAGCGUCCCGGUGGAAGGACAGGGGCCCCUGGCUCUGAGGGAGUGUGGUGCCAGCGCUGCAUCCAGGCCUCAGGUCACUGAUCCUGUGAAGAGCAGCAGCCCCACCAGGGCUUCUGUACAGGAGCCUGAGAGAACAGCGCCCUCCUCUGGAAGCUGUGAGGAACACAGGGGCAUCGUUUCAGACGGACUGGCAGCACAGAAGCAGCAGGCUGCCCUGGCCAAUGCCAUGGACAUUGUUGCCACGGCCCCCACCAGCCCUGUCCAGUCCAGGAACACGGAGCCCCCAGAUUCUUCCGGCAGUUUCUCCCUGGGCUGUGUGCCACUGGGGAGUCCAGAUCACAGCUGCAGCUGUGGCAGCUCCCUGGGUGAGCUGCCUGGGGCACCAGGCCCCUGCUCCUGCCCCCGCUCCUGCCCCAGCCCUAUGGACUCAUCCAGCUGCUCCACAGGGCAGUCCUGGCCCCAAACAGUGCUCAUUUUACCCAGCAUGCCCUCAGACAGCGAGAGCAUCACACUGCGUUCUGAGCCCAUAUAUGCGGAGAGCACCAAACGCAAGAAGAAGGCCACUGUGGGGAGCCCUUCCCAGCAGCACUCUGCUCUGGAGGGGGCGCUGGCUGUGGACCUCCAGGGCCCCAGAAAUCACAGCAUGACUGGCAACACAGGAGGGCCAGGAGGGAUUCUUUACCUGGCACGUUCAGGUUCAGCUGUAAGAUUGCUGUGUCCACACUUAAGCUCCGCCUCCUGCAAAGACUCUGGGUGUUCCACCUUCCAGUGUUGCCAUACCAGCACAGAGACCAACACAGGUCCUCUCAAGUGUAGGCCUCAAGUCAGCCCUCCCAUUCCCCCCAAGAGGAGCUCUUCUUCUCCAAAAUUUGAGCCUGCAUGCCUCUCUCCUUCACCCCACCCGGAGGUGCAUUCAUACCCCAGCCCCCCCACGCAGCAGCUCUGCCUGUCCCAAGCCUGGAACAGAGACAUGGGGGGGGUUCACUCCCCCAUCCCUGCUGGGGAAGCCCUGGAACUGAGGAACGCUCAGAACCCCAAAACUGAGGAGCAAGAAGAGGAGGAAGGGGGAGAGUGUGGAACACCCAGGGCCUCCGACACAGCCUCUGUGUUACAGCCGAAGGAUUGGUGUCCCACAGUGCACUGCAAGGAGAGCACCUCACCCGGCACAGCUCGCAGCGGGGUCAGUCCGCUGGGCCUGAACCGUCACCGAGGGAACAGGUUCACCAGCGGCACUUCCUGUACUGCAGCUCAGUCAGAGGGGAACAGUGGGAGCCACCACGACACCAUGCCACCUCAACCCCCCCCCAGCGACACCAUGCCACCUCAACCCCCCCCCAGCGACACCAUGCCACCUCAACCCCCCCCCAGCGACACCAUGCCACCUCCACCUCCCCCCAAGAAACACCACAGGAUGUCCGGUACGAUGCAGCAGCCCAACGCUGACCUGCAGACGAGAGCCUGGACGGACCAUGUGGAGCACUUCACCCCACCAUUCAGAACCCUGCCCGGAGGCUUCUGUGCCACUUCCUCUGAUGGCCCCGCCUCCUUUCCCAGAAUCCUCUCUGAUGGGGGUGGCCCCUUCUUGCCCAGCCUGUCGGUGUGUCUGACCCCCCCUCUGGUGUGGCCUCUUCCAGACGCGCCCCCCAGCAGCAGCCCAGGCCUGUCCCAGCAGCCCCCUCCUCUUCCUGAGAAGAGGCUGGUGAACCGCUGUGUAUCCGGGUCCAUAACCGGGUUCUUAUUCGGGUCCAUAUCCGGGCCCCGCAGCGAGGGGGGGAGGCGACUGAGCGCCCCAAACCCCCGUUCCCCCCCCAGCUGGUCAGAGGGCGACGUCUCUACGACGACAACCCUGCUGAACCCGCACUCUCCCGCAGAGUCCCAGGAGCAUGCUCAGACGACGCUGAGCCACGCCCUGCCCCCCCGCACGCUGGCCCAGCCACUCGAACAGGGACAUCACCCCUGUAGGGCCGUCACCUCCUGCUUUUCCUCCCCCUCCUCCCCCUCCUGCUCCUCCUCCCCACCCUCACUCAGUGCGCCCCCUGCUGGCUCUGGCCUCCACCUGCAGAUGCUCCUCAGUAACACGGACAGCCGCGAGGGCGUGUACUCCAAAUUGGGCGGUCUGUACGCCGAGUCGCUGCGGCGACUGGCGCUGAAGUGUGAGGAGCACUUCACGCGCAGCCAGAGGAACCCGCUGCGGUUCGACGAGAGCAGCUGGUCGCUGUUCAAGCUCACCUGCAGCACACCCUGCUGCCACGCCGCAGACGCCAUCUACUACUCCGCCUCCUGCUCCUCCGACCCCCGCAGCCCCUACGCAGUCAAGAUCUGUAGGAGCCCCAGUGAGGAUGCCAAGCAGGGCCACCUGUACGGGCUGUCUGUGCAGCAGAGUUACCCUCCGCACUUCAACCUGCAGCAGGACUGCGGCCAUUUUAUUGCCCGCGUCCCCCACAGCAUGCUGCCCCCGGAGGAGAACCAGCGCCACUGCGAGCAGGAGCGCGUGGUGGUCAUCACCCGCGAGGUGCCCCGCCAGAGCGCCGCCGGGUUCGUCCAGCAGGGGGCAGCCUUUCACCGGAGCCACCCGGAGGUGUACGAGCGGCGCGUCUGCUUCCUGCUGCUGCAGCUCUGCAACGGGCUGGAGCACCUGAAGGAGCACGGCAUCGCCCACGGCAACCUCUGCCUGGAGAACCUGCUGCUGGUGCCCCCCCCACACCAGCCCCCCGGCGGCGGCAACCAGAACCAGCUCCCCCGCCUGCUGGUGAGCGGCUUCGCCAAGGCGCAGCGCCACUCCGCGCCCCACCCCGCCGCCGACCCCCUGCUGACGGACCGCUCGCGCCUGGCCCCCGAGAUCCUGUCCGCCUCCCAGUACCGCAAGUUCGACGAGUUCCAGACGGGCAUCCUGAUCUACGAGCUCCUGCACCAGCCUAACCCGUUCACAGCGAGCCCCGCACUGAAGGGGCAGGACUACCGCUGCGAGGACCUCCCCCCCGUCCCGCACGUGUCCCUGUACUCCGCCGGACUCCAGCGGCUGGCCCACCUGCUGCUGCACCCGGACCCCACCCAGCGCCUCCACAUCCAGGGGGCUCGCCGCGCGCUGCAGAGCCUGCUGUGGGGGCCCCGGGGGGGCCUGCUGGAGCGGGACGGGCCCGGGGACGGCCCCCGCCACGAGGGCCCCCGCCACGAGCGCCUGCUCAGCUGGCUGGACGUCAAGCGGGCGCUGCUGAUGAUGAAGUUCGCCGAGCGGUCCCUGGAGCCCGAGCAGAGCGCCGAGCUGGAGGACUGGCUGUGCUGCCAGUACUUCUCCUCCGCCAACCCGCCAAACCUGUGCCAUACCGCCGAUCUGCUGUAUGCCAACUAACGCACCCAACCCGCCACUAACGCACCCAACCCGCCAACCCGCCCACUAACGCACCCAACCCGCCAACCCGCC
Molecule: messenger RNA, 4273 nt
Organism: Anguilla rostrata (American eel)
Lineage: Eukaryota; Metazoa; Chordata; Actinopteri; Anguilliformes; Anguillidae
Product: inactive tyrosine-protein kinase PRAG1-like
Exons: 6
Coding region: 398-4201 (1267 amino acids)
Biological process (GO): protein phosphorylation
Molecular function (GO): ATP binding; protein kinase activity
Source: RefSeq, a predicted model, not a curated record